GUGAGGCCAGGCCGGCCCCCGGCCCCCCCCUUCCGGCCGCCCCCGCCUCCUGGCCCACGCCCGCCCGCGCUCGGCCCGCCAGCGCCUCCAUCCGGCCGGCGGUCCCGCAUCGUCGCCGCCCGCUGCCACGCUGCUGACUCCCGCCUUGGGCGCCGUCGGCGGGGCCGCGCUCCGCCGGGCCUGCGGAUCCCCGCCGCCUCCUCUUCCAUCUACCUCAACGCCCUCCCCGCUUCGCCCGAGGAGGCGGUCCCCCCCGCAGGCAGUCCGGCUCGCAGGCCGCCGGCGUUGUCAUCCCCCGCGCUGCCCCCAGCCCUCCCCGGCGCGCGGCCCACCGCUUCCCUCCUCGCCGCGUCCCGAGCGGCUCGGCGCCGCCACCGCCACCGCCAACCCCCCCACCCAGGGCCCGGGCUCGCGACGGCAGAGGGCUCCGUCGGCCCAAUCCGAGCUGGGCGCCCGCGGCCCGGGCGAUCCUCCACUCCGCCCCCCUCAGCACCUUCCCCGGCCCUCGACGUUGCGCCCUGCCCUCGCUUCUCUGUGCUCCCCCGUCCCCUCUCUAGCCUCUGGUCCCGGCGCCCGCUCUCUGCUCUCCCGCAGCCUGCCCUUCGCUCCCUCCCGUCCCCCCCAGCUCCUCGCCUCCGACUGCCUCCCCCUCCACGCCCGCCCUCUCGCCUCGCCGUCCCGAAGUGGAUUAAUUAUACGCUUUCUGUUUCUCUCUGCGCUGUUCUCCCCCGCUGCGAGCCUGCCCGCCUCUCGCUGUCCUCUCUCCCUCUCGCCCUCUCUUUGGCCCCCCCCUUUCACGUUCUCUCUGUGUCUCUCACUAUCUCUGCCCCCCUCUAUCCUUGAUACAACAGCUGACCUCAUUUCCCGAUACCCUUUCCCCCCCUAAAAGUACAACAUCUGGCCCGCCCCAGCCCGCAGACAGCCCGCCCUCCCCAAACAAUCAGACGAGUCCCCCCCCAAAAAAAAGCCAUCCCCCCGUUCUGCCCCGUCGCACAUUCGGCCCCCGCGACUCGGCCAGAGCGGCGCUGGCAGAGGAGUGUCCGGCAGGAGGGCCAACGCCCGCUGUUCGGUUUGCGAUACGCAGCAGGGAGGUGGGCGGCAGCUGCGCCGGCUUCCAGAUGCCGAUGGGGGUCCCGAUGGGGAAGCCGAUGCUGGUGCUGCUGACCUUCUUGGCCUUGGCCUCGUGCUGCUUUGCUGCUUACCGCCCCAGUGAGACCCUGUGCGGCGGGGAGCUGGUGGACACCCUCCAGUUUGUCUGUGGGGACCGCGGCUUCUACUUCAGCAGGCCGGCAAGCCGCGCGAGUCGCCGCAGCAGCCGUGGCAUUGUGGAGGAAUGCUGUUUCCGCAGCUGUGAUCUGGCCCUUCUGGAGACCUACUGUGCCACCCCCGCCAAGUCCGAGAGGGACGUGUCGACCCCUCCGACCGUGCUUCCGGACAACUUCCCCAGAUACCCCGUGGGCAAGUUCUUCCAAUAUGACACCUGGAAGCAGUCCGCCCAACGACUGCGCAGGGGCCUGCCUGCCCUCCUGCGCGCCCGCCGGGGUCGCAUGCUCGCCAAGGAGCUCGAGGCGUUCAGAGAGGCCAAGCGUCACCGUCCCCUGAUCGCCCUGCCCACCCACGACCCCGCGGCCCACGGGGGCGCCUCUCCGGAGGCGUCCGGCAAUCAGAAGUGAGCCAAAAUGUCGCGUAAUUCUGCAAAGAUGGCACCGUCCACCUAGUGCCCUCCUCCUGACCAGGGGCCGUUCCACCGGGCCCCGCCUCUGACAUCUCUCGGGAUCGCGUUCCCUCUGCGGGCUCCCCCAGCCCCAGCCCCCGUGCCCCAACCUCCCCAUGUCAGGCUCUUCUCUCCUUGGCCCCCUCCAUCGGGCUGAGGAGAUCCUAGCAACAUCUCUAAAAGUGUACAAACUCGAUUGGUUUUAAAUAUCCCCCAAAUUAUCCCCAAAUUGUACAAUCAAAAAACUAAAACUACGAACCCCUAAAUCUCUCUCUCUCACACACACACACACACACCAGUCCCCUUAAAAUGAAUUGGCUUUUUAGAAACACCAGGAACGUUAAUUAGCUAAAACCAAAACAAAAUAAACUAAAAUUAUCAAUUGGCUAAAAAAAAAAUACCCAAAAUGAAUUGGCUUAAAAACAAUUGGCAUCAUGAAAGAAUUAGGCCCCUCCCUUCCUUCUCUUCCCCAGGGACCUCGAGUCAGAUUGGCCGUGAGCUCGGGCGCCUGGCCUCCAGGAGAAAGGAAGGGACCCAAAAUCUACAGGUAGGCACGUCAUGGUCCACUGCCGGCUCUGGCCUCCUCAGGCAAAACUCUGGUCGCGUUUGGGGAGAAUUGGUCAUCCUCAGAACAGCAAAGCCCCAGACUCAUUCCUUGCUCUAUUUCCCAUCCUCGAAAGUCACCAUGGAGCUAGAUGGGGGUUCCCAGUGAGACCGAAGGAGGGGAGAACAGAACAUGAACACCGAAAUUCGUGAAAAUAAACUUUAAUUGGCACAAACCCCCAUACAGCCUAAAAUCCAUCCUCCCAAAACCCACAUAUCCCAAAAUCUUACAUCUCAAUUUCCACCCUAAAAAACAUCCACACACCCACAUGUAUCCCUGCAGACACCCCCUUACAUGCAUGCACACGCACACACACCCUUAUGCACAUAUGCACAUGCACACUCACGCACACAUGCAGACACACGCGACAUGCACACACACACCCUCGCACCCAUGCACACGCACACCCUCACACGCACACACACUCACGCACGCGCGCGCACACACCCUCCCACACACGCACACUGUCAUGCACACGCACACCCUCACGCCCAUGCACGCACACACGCACACAGAUGGGUGAACCCAGCAUGGUGCAGGUCAGACAGCAUUCUAUCUCAGACCCUUCUCUAAGUUGUUCGUUGGAGAGGUUUUCAUGUCCCGUGCUCCCCUCCUGACCCCUGGGACGUGCUCCUCGGGUGGGAGAGGGUGCUCCCCACGGCCCCCGUGGUGUGAGCCCGAUGCCCCCAGGCCCCACCAGCGUCUGUGCCCUGUACCAUCGUGUGGAGCGAGGACCGGGUUUGGCCAGACUGGAGGUGGCUGUAGCCGAGCAGAGACCAAGACGUGCCCUACCGCGGAGCCUGACCCCCUAGGUGUGCUCUUUGAGAAACAUCUGGGACCCCCAGCACACCUAGGGACCAUCCUUGCUGGCCUCCUAGGGGCCUCUCAGCAAUGGGGGGCCCCCCAGGGGGCCAGCAACGAUGGUGGGGAGUGUGGGAAGUCUGGCGGUUGGAGGGGCGGGUGGGGGGCAGUGGGGGCUGGGUGGGGGGAUGCUCUGGAGUAGGAAGUGGUCCCGUGAGGUUUGGAGGAGUCAGGAGUCACGAGUGCAGAAUUACAGAUCCAAUUAGGAGCCCAAAUUUACGCCAAUUGAUCUAUUCCCCCCCUUUAAUUGGUUUCUCCUGGGGCUUUUUUCCUUUUUUUUUUUUUUGAUCCCUCCUUAGCUUUUUAUGCGCGCUCACAUCAAAUUAAACUUACCCCCGUCCCACGUAACAGGGGAGCAGUGACAAAGCAAUGUACGAAGCCACCACCACCACCGCCGCGGCCAUGCCGCACGUCCUGCUCUCCGCCAUUUAUCGCCCUGAUUCGGUUUUUGUUUUUAUCUGUCCCUGUCGCUUGGGUUGAGUUGAGAGUGGGGCCUCCGUGGGGCGCUGGCCACUGCACCCCACGGAGAAGCCAGAGGGAAAGGAGUGGGCCGCUGCCCGGCCUGGCCUUCGGGGACAGUGGCUGGUCCCCGGAGGUCCUGAGGGGUGGAGGAGGGGGUGGGGAGGCAUCUCCUCGGUGUCCGGAAGGUGCUCGGAGGCCAUCAGGAAAGGGCCCCUGGCUGGCCCAGGCUGGCUGGGGGGGAAGGGGCUGCAGGUGUGUGAGUAGAGGGGCUCCAUCAGGCUGGAGCAGGUGGCCGCCUUCCGUGCACUUGGGGAGUCCCUCCCCUCACCCCUCGGUGACACCUUGCCCACCUUCUCAGCACCCUGUCUUGCCCCCCGGAGGCUCAGAGCUCCGUGGGGCCUCUUGGGGCCCAGGCAGGGUGAGGCCGGGGAGUAGGGGAGGUCAGGAGGGUGUUGGCCCCACAGAGCAAGGAGAGCUGUGAGAGUGGUCCAUCGGCUGGGGUUGCUCGGGCCCCGAGGCCCAUGGGUCUGGCGGUACCGAAUCAGCCACCAUCUCGGCGCCUAGGGCUGUGGCAGGGAUCCGGGCGGCUGGGAGGUUUACCUCACCCCCGCUUUUGCCCCCAGCGCAGCCCCCUUGCACAGCAGCCCGACUAGCAUUCUAGAGGCCCAAGGCUUCUGGGCCCCAGUAACGGGGCUGGCACGACCCUGGGGGCGGUACGUGUCAGCCCACCAGUGGCACAGAGGGUCCUUCGGCAGGCGUCCGGGGAAUGGGCCAUUCGGAACAUUGGACGGAGCUGAAAAGAGCCAAAUUGUUGUAAUUGGGACCCAGACAGAUUGGCCUGAGAUCCAAAAAGACUUGGAGGCAACCCAAAUUGCCUGCCCAUCCUGCCGGACGCCCAUCCCACCCAGUGUUACAUUCUGCCUCUCGUGGGGUGGGUGCUCCAGGGCCGUCUGCCGACGCUCCUCUGUGUCCCCCAGCAAGCAGCUCCCCCAGGGUCCCCAGCCAUCCCGACCCGGGCCCCCAUCUGACCUCCCGAGCCCUGGCUGUGGCCGUCCAUCUUUUCUCUCCCCUCAACUGUCUUCAGCGGGACCCCCUCUUGGGUCCCCCCCACCAUCGCCUGAAGAACCCCCACGUGCCGAGCACCCAAUGUCACCUCCAUCCACUGUCGCGGUCCAUCUGGCAGUGGCCGUGCGGGCCUCAACUCGACCCCUUUAACAUGCUCCUAUUUCUGGCAAAAUUCAUUGCUUGGGUUUUGUCUUUAACAUUUAUCGCUCGCAAUCCCAAUAAAGCAUUCAAAUUUA
Messenger RNA from Zalophus californianus (California sea lion), 4942 nucleotides. RefSeq names its product insulin like growth factor 2 (gene IGF2). Gene Ontology annotation, molecular function: hormone activity; growth factor activity. The record is from RefSeq and is a predicted model, not a curated record. The transcript is spliced from 4 exons. The coding region runs from base 1119 to 1673 and encodes 184 amino acids. Gene Ontology annotation, cellular component: extracellular region. NCBI's taxonomy places the organism in Eukaryota, Metazoa, Chordata, Mammalia, Carnivora, Otariidae.